AUGGCGACGGGGGCGGUGGCGGCAUUGAGGAACAUGAAGGUAGCGGGAAACUCAAAGAGUCUAGAAGAAGCAAGAGCUCGAGUCUUCGAUUUCUUCAAAUUGGCUUGUAGAUCACUCCCUUCUGUCAUGGAUAUUUACAAUCUCGACGACGUCGUUACUAGGUCUCAGCUUCGCUCCGCUAUCGCCUCUCAGAUCCGCAAGAACUCUCACGUCACCAAUACCAAGGUGAUUGAUAUGCUGCUCUUCAAGGGGAUGGAAGAGCUGGGCAACAUUGUGGAGCAUCAUAAGCAGCGGCAUCACAUUAUUGGCCAGUAUGUACUGGGAAAAGAUGGGAUUUUGCAGGAUUUAUCACCCAAGGAUGAAGGCUCUUCUGAUUUUCUCAAGAACUUCUAUAGUGGCAACUACUUUUGA
Molecule: messenger RNA, 411 nt
Organism: Dovyalis caffra
Lineage: Eukaryota; Viridiplantae; Streptophyta; Magnoliopsida; Malpighiales; Salicaceae
Source: the annotation of a GenBank genome assembly